AUGGAUGAUAAAUUCCUUCGUGUUCUUGCUUCACAUGCGCAGGUUUUAUCAAACUCUAUGGAUAUUGACGACAUCCUGCUAAUUCGUCUUCAUGCGCAGGUGGCGGCGGCAGCGUUAGCGUCCGCCACCAUCAAGAACAAAGAGCAGUUGGAGGAAUCUAAAAGUACUAAAUGCCAAGAAUUAUUUUAUUGUGGCAUUUGCAUGGACUCCAAAACUGAACCACACAUGUUUGGAAACACCAAUGUUUGCAGUCACAUGUAUUGCAGAGAUUGCAUUUGCAAACAUGUUGAAGCCACCAUAAGACAACGAAACUCAGCAAUGGUUAAGUGUCCCGACCCGAACUGCAAAGGUGUAAUAGGACUUGAAGUCUGUCAAAAUAUGCUUCCAAAACAAGUUUUGGAACGAUGGAAGGAUGCCCUUUGCGAGUCUCUGAUCAAGGGGCCUGAGAGAUUUUACUGCCCAUUUAGAGACUGUUCAGCCUUGUUGGUGAACGAUGGCGGGGCAGUCGUCACUUCCUCGGAAUGUCCCAAUUGCAAUAGACUCUUUUGUGCACAGUGUAGAGUGGCAUGGCAUUCUGGGAUGGAUUGUAGCAAGUAUAAGAGUUUGAAAAAGGGAGAGAGAAAUCCAGAGGACCUUAUGUUGAUGAAUCUUGCUAAAAAGAAGAAAUGGAUGAGGUGCCCAAGCUGCAAAUUUUAUGUUGAAAGAAUUGAUGGAUGUCCACAUAUUAAGUGCAGGUGCGGGUAUCAUUUUUGUUACAAGUGUGGAAAGCAGAACAAUGGAAAAACACAUGCUUGUCCUCAUUAUUAA
Erigeron canadensis is the source of this 807-nucleotide messenger RNA. RefSeq lists its product as uncharacterized. The transcript is spliced from 4 exons. Lineage: Eukaryota; Viridiplantae; Streptophyta; Magnoliopsida; Asterales; Asteraceae. Gene Ontology annotation, molecular function: zinc ion binding; ubiquitin protein ligase activity; ubiquitin conjugating enzyme binding. Gene Ontology annotation, biological process: positive regulation of proteasomal ubiquitin-dependent protein catabolic process; protein polyubiquitination; ubiquitin-dependent protein catabolic process. The coding region runs from base 1 to 807 and encodes 268 amino acids. Gene Ontology annotation, cellular component: ubiquitin ligase complex; cytoplasm. The record is from RefSeq and is a predicted model, not a curated record.